Erpetoichthys calabaricus (reedfish) is the source of this 2824-nucleotide messenger RNA. RefSeq names its product zinc finger protein 239-like. NCBI's taxonomy places the organism in Eukaryota, Metazoa, Chordata, Cladistia, Polypteriformes, Polypteridae. The coding region runs from base 22 to 1110 and encodes 362 amino acids. The record is from RefSeq and is a predicted model, not a curated record. Gene Ontology annotation, cellular component: transcription regulator complex; PcG protein complex. Gene Ontology annotation, biological process: regulation of transcription by RNA polymerase II. Gene Ontology annotation, molecular function: DNA-binding transcription factor activity, RNA polymerase II-specific; RNA polymerase II cis-regulatory region sequence-specific DNA binding. The transcript is spliced from 3 exons.
GCUCUUUACUGGAACAUCAAGAUGGACAUGAAAGAGGAGGAGUGUGAGGCUGACACAAAUACAAUGGAGUUAAGGACUGUCAAUAUUAAGGAAGAGGACUGUGAAGGGGAGCCUUUCAACCCUAACCAGGAGAACCUCUGCAUUAAGGACGAGGAUUAUGAACUGGUAACUGUGGGCAUUAAAGAAGAGGCUGAAGAGAUGUCUUUAAGCAUCGAGAUGCACAAACAUAAAAUUUUGCAGUGUGACGACGUCGAGAUGAGGUCUGAAUCAUUACAGUCUGAUGUAAACCGGACUGAGGAAAUUUCAUCUGUUAGAACUCAGGAAGGUCAACCGACGCCUUCAAAUUGUUCUAAAAUAAGAGUCAAACGUCACUGCUGUUUUGAAUGUGGCAAACAAUUUUCAAAAAAGUGUAAUCUUCAGAUCCACACAAGGAUUCACACUGGGGAAAAGCCAUAUUGCUGUUUGGAAUGUGACAAACGAUUCUGUAGCAGUAGUGAUCUUCGGAAGCACACCAGAAUUCACACUGGAGAGAAGCCAUAUUGUUGUUCUGAAUGUGGGAAACAGUUUUUGAAAAGGAGCAAUCUUCAGACCCACACAAGAAUUCACAGUGGAGAGAAGCCAUACUGCUGUUCGGAUUGUGGCAAACAAUUCUCUCAUCUCGGCAAUCUUCACACCCAUACAAGAAUUCAUACUGGAGAGAAGCCAUUUUGCUGUUCGGAAUGUGACAAACAAUUCUCUGACAGCAGUUCUCUUAGGAAACACACAAGGAUUCACACUGGAGAGAAGCCAUUUUGCUGUUCAGAAUGUGACAAACGAUUCCGUAGCAAUAGUCAUCUUCAGAAACACACAAGAAUUCACACUGGCGAAAAGCCAUAUUUUUGUUUGGAAUGUGAAAAACGAUUCCGUAACAGUAGUGAUCUUCAGAAACACACAAGAAUUCACACUGGCGAAAAGCCAUAUUUUUGUUUGGAAUGUGACAAACAAUUCCGUUACAGUAGUGAUCUUCGGAAACACAGCAGAAUUCACACCAGGACACCCUCAAUGCUUGUAACAAAAUCCAAGCUAAAAAUCAAUUUGCAGUCCCUCUCUUGUCCACCGGUUUUGGAAUAACCAACUGGCUGAAAAAUGAUCUUUAUAAAGUAGACAACAAGGUGAGAAACCUGCUGCUUGCCUAAUUAUAAUUUUAGCAGAACUGGUGUAUUCUGGGGGAUUAUAUCCCAAUAACAGAAAGAGCUUUGGGCCUCACUGAAGUGGACUACACAUGUAGGUUAGCAAACUGGACUACAGGCUUACCUAGUGAACUCUAAGGAACCAAAUGUAAAAAAAAGUGUUUAACCACAAAUCAAGAAAACCCAAGAUUCAAACCUCCAUAUUCAAACUUACUCAUCUGCUUUGACAAAAUGAAUGACAGAAACUCCACCAGUUUGUGCACUGAUGGAUGCUACAGGGUAGAAACAAGAAUUUUAAAAAUUAAACUACUGGAAGAGAAGAAACAAUUGACAAGACUGUAAAUAUAGUGUUAAACAUGCUGCAAUUUUCUGGAACAGCCCCAGGUGGACAAGGAACUUACCCAUGGAAUGUUCAUAAGGGAUUAACUAUGACUAAAAGUGAACACCUAAUCAUGUCCACACAAGAUGGUGACCUGCACACAAUGCUUACUGUAAACUUAUGGAAGUAAGAAAUAAAGCAGUACAACUGAACUGUCCUGACCCAAGAGUGAGGGUUCCCUCCUGUCUUAAUAGUAAGCACACCAAGAAAAUUUUAGAGAAGUUAAUUGGAGAGGAGCACAUUGCUGUUUGGAACGAAACCAACAACAAAAUUGAACGUCACCCUUUAAUCCUUCUGCAUGGUGUUGUGUGGCAUUGAGAAAAGCAUAAGUGGAAGAAGUGAGAUCACAAAGCAGAAGUACAACAGGGGAAAUUACAAAAUGGGAUAUAAACAUGCGAGCAGUUGAACUUCUACAGUGGAAAAAGGAAGAGUUCAGGCAGAAGCACAGAAGUGAAGAAAGUACAAACAACAAGCCUACAGAACAGACCUCUCUGGGGGAAUCCCAAAAAGUGCUGUAGGGGGCUCAGUGACAGCAAACCUGGAAGGAACUUCACCAACCAGGCAAGAGAAGCUGAAAUAUUUUGGAGAAAAGAUGAGGAUGCUCAAGCACACCAUAGAGACGCAACAUGGAUAAGAAAAACACAGACAGAAAAAAGAAAAUGAAAGAAGUGAACUGGCUUGAGGUAAUGGUAAAGGAGCAGAAGAUCAAUUAGGAACUCCUGCUCACUAAAAUCCACUGGCUACAGGCGCCAUACCCAACUUCUUAGUUAAGUACCUAAUGUCCUAGCACCAGUUUAUUGCCAAGUGUAAAAAAUAAGUCAGGAUGUAUAAACUCCCAGACGAAAAUAACAAUUUGUAAUGGAACAGAAGGGAAAUUAAAAGGUCAUAUUGAACAAAAGAGCUAUUGUUAAGAAAAAUAAACAAAUAAAUGAUCACCCAGUGCUGCAAGAAAGGCACAAACCUGAAUGUGGCCUGGAUUGAGUAUAAAAACACCUGGGGCUGCAUGACGCCCAGUGGGAUCCUGAAAUCAUGGAGGUGUGUAAAGUCCACCUUGUUCAGAUCAAUCUCUCCACUCCCACGAUCAACUUUCAGGCAGCUGUGCAGCUUCACUGUGACAAGUGACAAAUCACAAUCCCAACUGUGGAAAAAUAACGAGAGGAGCAUUACAAGGAGACUUGGGAGCUUGGUGUGUAGAACAUCAAACCCAGUAAAGCAUGUGGCCCUCCUGUAAUUUGGGACAGUAAUUCAAUAUCGCCUCUCGAAAUCUGCUAAACCC